CUAUUGCAGAGUAGCCUCGGGGUUGGGCAUGGAUGAUGGAUGAUACUCUUACUGCCCUCCCCUAGUCGUUGCAGCUCUUCUCCAUCUUCAAGUGUACCUCCAUUAUGACGGGUCAGGUCUCUGAGAAGGGCCAUCGCUACAUUGUAGCCUUGGACAGUGCGCGAUGCCAGAACAAAUGGGAUGAAGUCCCUGAGCUUAUUCGAAAGGUGACCAAACAUGCGCCUCAAAAGACAUGUUUCCUGCAGGUCGCUACAGCAGAAUCUCAGAUUGCCCAAUACAACCAGAAAAGGCCGUCGACUGCGCAAUCAUCCUCUAGCUCCUCGUCCUCCUUGCCCGAAUUAAUACCCCCGCUGCUAUCUACCAUUGAAAACGAAGAUGGCUCUCCGGAAGAGCUCUUCCAAGCUCAAGUCUGCAUCGGUUGGCUCCAUUGGUCACUCAGUGAACCGGGACUGGCAGCUGCUCAUCUGCCGAGGGACUUCGGAGAGGUAGCAGACAAAUUGGGGGAGGAUGUCUCCCCAUGGACGGAGGUCUGCCUGGUCAAGGGCUGUUAUAUGAAAGGAGCUGCCCAGGCAAUGGUAUCUGAACCCCAUGAUGCGCUGAAGAUUCUCGACACACUUACACCGUGGCUGGGUAGCCAUACCACGGCCCUCUCCUCGAAAUGCUCGCAAUUCUUACAUUGGUCGGAGAAAUUGCUAGGAAAGGCUGCAUCGAUUGCCAGCGAAGAGGCGCUCAAAAGGGCACCGUCUGGGGAUUCUGAGCUCGUCAAGACAGCUUUGAAACUAUGUAGGCUGUGGUCUGCCCAUCCCUACGUCAAACAGCAUUCCUCUUCAGGAUCUGUAGAUCCUGAGGGACCGAGUGAACCAGCCGCGAAAUCAGCAACCUGGAAAUCGUACUACGACCUCUUGACCGCCAUUCUUCAGGAUGGGUUGUUGUACGUCUCCCCGACGAGCGGUCCUCAGCGCCCCCAACUCGCCAGCGAGAUCCGGCGUGUGGAGGCGAUCUAUGAGACCAACCUUUUGCGUGAAGUGAAGUUUCCCAUGGCCAACAGUCGAAAUGAGCAAAUGGAGGAUUGGGUCGAGCAAGUGAUCCGGAAUUGGCAAGAACUAUGUGGACCGAAUUGGACCGACGAAGACCUGGGAGAAGGCGGCCAGAACGCUGUUGGCCGCAAUGUUCUUGAUAUUCUUUAUCGCGCCGCUACAAAGACCUACCACUCUUACUUAAUUCUCCGUCGCCUAUUCCAUGUUCAUUCAGCUCUGGCAGAUUUCGAUCUCGCUCUCAAAGCACUCGAUUCGUACAUUGAGAUAGUCCUCGGGGCCAAAGCAAGGGCAGAGAAAGCAGCAGAAUAUGGUGAAUUAGAAAGCGACGAGAAUUUGCUCCAGACACUUGCCGAAGGAGUAACUCUGCUUGUCUGUUUUGGCUCAGAUAAGGAGGCUGAAAAAGCGAAGGAUUUGGUUGCAAUCUUGGAAAAGUUCGUCGCUAAGCACGUGCUAGAAAUUGAAGACGACGGGGAGGAGGCAAAGUUUGUCAUCCGGCAAGACUCGGCUGAUGCUCAGGUGGUGUCUCCUCGUGUCAUCGCCACUGCUUACAGAGCAAUCGGGACGGGGCUUGCCAAUUGGGCGAGUUGGACGCCCAGAAACGAAGAGCGGGAUGAUAUCCGUGCGGAGGCCAUCGAAAAUCUAGAGAGAAGCAUUGCUCCAGAGCUCGGUGAUGAGUUCAAUUAUUCAUCUUUGUAUACUCUCGCCCUCUUGCUCGCGGAAAGCCGAGACCUGGAUGGUGCCAUUGGUUAUGUCAAAUCGGCUCUGUCCUAUACGCAAGCGCACGGCCCACAGUCCGAUCUGUCCAGAGAACGAGACCUGGUGCCGCUCUGGCAUUUACUGGCGCUCUUGCUAAGUGCAAAACAAGACUACGACAUCGCUGAGCGCUCUUGCGAAGCUGCAUUCGAACAGUUUCCCAGCGCCGUCAUAUCGUUGGUCAACGGGGGCAGAGGGUCACAAAAGCAAGGUCAAGACACUGGAGACGCCUCAACGACUACCGACAUAGGGCACGCUUUGAUCGAUCAGCUGCGGGGCCGAGAAAAGGAGCGCAUCAUCGAGACACGCAUGACACAAUUAGCGUUCAUUGAGCUGCAGGAGGGCCCCGAGGCUGCUGUUAACCACAGCGAUCAAUUACUCAGGCUUUUUGCAACGCUAUUCAACAAACUGGAGCUUCAGGCUGAUGAACAGAAGGACCGUCAAACAGAGCAUCUCGUUCCACCGAAAAGCGCCGCUGGUACAGUCAAGAGUCUACGAGGCAGCAUAUUUGGCAGACAUAAAGCGUCACGCGCUUCCGAACGUAAAGCCGAAUCUACCGGUGAAACGCAGCCUAUCAGCCCCAGCUCUUCUGUUCACAACGAGCAAGUGCCCAGCACCGAUCUUGCGCCCGCAAUCCAAGUUACUCACGAGCAGAAUGGAAAUGCUGAGAAUCCUCAACCGGUGGGCAGAUCAGAUUCGACGCGGCAAAAAUUGCGGAAGCGCAGCGGUACUCUUAGAAAGGGUGAAGGUCAAAGCUCGACUCAUAUAAAUGGCACUGAAGAUCCGACCAACAGAGUCAGCACGGCUACCAACGGGACUGCGACGCCCCAGCAACCAGGUAACGGAGAAGGCCUCGCUCAAGAUGUCGUCGGUCUUGCGGUAUCAAGCACCGCAAACCAACCACAGAGCGCGAAGCAGCCUCUGCGACCCGCCGCUCAUAACAUGAAUUGCAAACAAGCGCCUCCUCCGACGGGUCAUCCCAAACAACCACCUGAGCAAGACAUUCGAUUGCCAUAUGGAUUUGACUCUCCGACAAAAGCUGUUACCAAAUUCCCCGCUGUCCAAUCGCAAAAACACGCUCUUUCAGUCCUGAUCAAGAUUUGGCUCCUGAUCGCAGGCCUCUAUCGACGCGCUUCGCUAUUUGAGGAUGCGCAAGAGGCGUGCGAAGAGGCCGCCAAACAUGUCGACCGAGUGGAAGCUCUUGUUGCGGCCCAGGAAUCCUCUGCCAGGGCAUUUAGAAGCCGUGGUUGGGCUGCAGCAAAAAGCUCUGAUGAGCUCUGGGCCGACCUGCACACCGAACAAGGGCUCUUGGCACAAGCUCAAUCCCGCCCUCAUGAUGCAAUGGAGCUCUUCGAGGAAGCGUUGGUGCGUGAUCCGGACCAUCUCAAAGCGACAGUCUGCCUGGCGAAUCUACUCCUCGACAUCUGGGAGAGGAAGAUGCCUGUGAACCGACCAGAUACCGAUGAUCUUCAUGCGGAGAUGUCUACGCUAUACCUACCGGCUACCGCUCAGAAGUCCAGUGCUACCUUGAACAAGAUUCGAAAUCCAAAUUCUGACAAUUUAGAGGAUCGGCCAAUGCCAUCAAAAGGACAGUCUCCUGCAACUGACGCUGAGGAUGAACCUAAACUGCUCAACCGUAUCGCUGCCCGGGACCGAGCCUACACCCUCUUGUCGGCAUUGACAAAGCGUGGCACCGCCUGGGAUAACUCGGAAGCUUGGUAUGCGCUCUCCCGCGCUCAUGAGGCAAGCGGGGAUAUCGAAAAGUUGAAGGAGGUUUUGUGGUGGUGCGUUGAGCUUGAAGAUCGACGACCAAUCCGUCAUUGGUCAAAUAUAGGCUCCGGCCUCUAUGUCCUUUGAUAUCAGGAUACCUCUUGUCUGAUUUGUCUGGGAGCCAUUUGUUGUGAUAUUUCUUGGCUACAAAAAUACCUUCAUGAUAUCCUCUUGUUGAUAAUUAUGGACAUAUAGCGUCUGAGUGCCAGGCGAGAAGCAGGAACUUAACUUUGAAUCCUUUUGAUAAAAUCGAACGAGCAAUAGAACAUC
Messenger RNA from Aspergillus novofumigatus IBT 16806, 3830 nucleotides. Its product is annotated as putative filamentation protein (Rhf1). Lineage: Eukaryota; Fungi; Ascomycota; Eurotiomycetes; Eurotiales; Aspergillaceae. Gene Ontology annotation, molecular function: protein binding. The coding region runs from base 105 to 3647 and encodes 1180 amino acids. The record is from RefSeq and is a predicted model, not a curated record. The transcript has 5 exons.